Molecule: messenger RNA, 1737 nt
Organism: Mycena indigotica
Lineage: Eukaryota; Fungi; Basidiomycota; Agaricomycetes; Agaricales; Mycenaceae
Product: Proteasome subunit
Exons: 6
Coding region: 1-1737 (578 amino acids)
Biological process (GO): 'de novo' protein folding
Cellular component (GO): endoplasmic reticulum membrane; proteasome core complex; endoplasmic reticulum
Source: RefSeq, a predicted model, not a curated record
AUGCACCUUUCUCUAAUAACCCUCGCGUUUGCCGCCGCCGCCGCCGUUUCUGCCCAAGACAUCAAGUACGACCUUGCUCACAAUGCCACCCCAAUAAUCGGUACCUGGAGUACCGGCAGCAAGCAUGUUGUCCCAGGUCCUGUGAGUUUGCGAAGUCAACCCCCUACCCAUUGUGCGCUCAGUCUCCCCAGGGUUUUGCCAAUCCAGCUCAAGAGUCAUUCACAUAUCCUCCGACCACUGGUGUCGGUAUUUCAUUGUUUGUUCCUUCUCCUCGAUUACUCCGCCACUCAUUCAAUAACUAGCUCUGACGACGGUUGGUACGAGGUGGCGAGGUAUCGCUUCAGCUCGAACGCUACCGAGCCCAACUGUAUUAUCGGCACCGUCGUUUGGGCCCAUGGCCAUUAUGCUUUGCUGAACAACGGCUCCAUUAUUCUGACACCAAUUGGAGACGGAUACCAACAAGUCCAGGCCCCUUGUGCCGCUACUUCCAAUUUCAUGCAGAACUACAACUACACUGAGCUGUUCGUCUCAUGGCGCAUCUUCAUGGACACGACGUUUGGACCCAAGCUCCAUCUCUUCCAAUUCAAUGGCGAACCUGUAGCCCCCAUGUUCCGCGUUUCUCCGGAUCCAAAUAUGCUACCCAAGCAGAAACUUCGCAAUGUGACAGCGACCAUUGUUACAAAAACCAAAGACGGUCUCAUUUCUACGGAGACGCUCGCUUCUCGCAAGGUUAAGCGAAGCGGCGCGACGACUAUCCAUUUCCCAGCGGCAGGACUAUUCGUUUUGAUAUAUCAAUACCCAUCCAUUCCCUUUUUAGUAGUACGAGUGUUAUCAUGCAAUGUGACAUCUAAACGCGUCACCGUAACGCACUUGCGCGUCCUUGUCCUAUGCCUCAACAACGCCAAUUUAAUCCUUACUCCGACAACGGAGGGACCAUUCUCGCAAUUGCGGGCUCCAACUUCAGCGUCAUCGCAGGAGACACCCGACAAACUGAGGGCUUCAAUAUCCAAACAAGAUAUGCCCCAAAGGUCUUUCGUUUGUGCGUCAUCAUCCCUCAGUAUUCCUUCCACAUCUUACGCGUUUCUGUCAAGAACCGACAAAGCUGUUCUUGCGACCAAUGGCUUUGCGGCAGACGGUAACAUGUUCGUCAAGAAAGUACACCAAAGGCUCGAGUGGUAUCGACAUGCACACUCCAAAGACAUGCCAAUACGCGCCAUUGCCCGCCUCAUUCAGACCAUGCUCUACGCUCGUCGCUUCUUCCCCUACUACGUAUAUAAUAUUCUGGGCGGUAUCGAGGAAGAUGGUAUGUGUCUUGAUCAAGUAAAAGCAAGGCUUUUACCUGAUCGAUUUUACUUGAAGGUUCUGGCACCGUAUAUUCCUUUGAUCCAGUGGGCUCAUAUGAGCGUGAGGCGUGUCGUGCAGCGGGAGCUGCCCAAUCCCUUGUACAACCUUUCCUUGACAAUCAGGCCAAUUUACUUCAAGAAUCAGAACCCACCACCAGGCCAAGCGUUCCCGGCACAUCUGCCACUGCCCACAGUUCUACAGCUCGUCAUAGACUCGUUUACUAGUGCAACUGAACGUCAUAUCGAGGUCGGUGAUGGACUGGAGAUGUAUAUCGUACUAGCGAAAGAUAGCGGUUUACAGGGCCUGGAUGGCUUCCAGAAUGUGGUGGAAAUGGGGACGACCGUUGAAGGCGAAAAGAUGUUUGUCUUGCGUAGGAACCUCAAACGCGAUUAG